Orcinus orca (killer whale) is the source of this 8043-nucleotide messenger RNA. RefSeq names its product ring finger protein 139 (gene RNF139). Bases 6039 to 7793 code for a protein of 584 amino acids. Gene Ontology annotation, cellular component: endoplasmic reticulum; endomembrane system. The record is from RefSeq and is a predicted model, not a curated record. The transcript is spliced from 2 exons. Gene Ontology annotation, biological process: ERAD pathway. Lineage: Eukaryota; Metazoa; Chordata; Mammalia; Artiodactyla; Delphinidae. Gene Ontology annotation, molecular function: ubiquitin protein ligase activity; zinc ion binding.
CCGCUCUGCAGCACGUGGGAUCUUCCCGGACUGGGGCACGAACCUGUGUCCCCUGCAUCGGCAGGCAGACUCUCAACCACUGCGCCACCAGGGAAGCCCAGAACAAGCAUUUUUAAUUCAGUUUCUUCCACCCUGGGCACACGUGUGAGAAGAAACCCCAGUAUAUGUCACUCUGAACAGCCUCAAGGUGCAGCCACUUCACAUGGGUGAGCCAUAAGACUAGUCAUUUUCAAACUAAACUAUUAUUUUAAAUGAUUAAAACUAUUUUCAUAUUUUUAAAAGCAUUUUUGAGUUUUGUUCUGGAAUAUAGUUAGGUUACUUGGAAACAGUUUGAUCUUUUUGAGUCUUGCUUUUAAGCACUUGUUAGAGCAGCAUAUAGUCUAGGAUUAAUUUUUUUCCAUUUUUGAAGCAAGACCUUUCUUCGUUCUCUGACGCCUUGUGAAUUAUGAGAUUUUCCACUCUUGCUGUAUGUAGGAACAGGAAUUAUCCACCACCCUGUGUGGUGUGAGCUCUGAGUAUUUUUUCCUAUAAUCCUUUCUGGUGGGUCUUUUGUUGGCUUUUGGUAGUUUCCUAUCAUGUGGGCUGAUCAUUACUCAGCUGAAAACUUUUAAGGUAACAGUCGGCAGAUCUCUGGAGUUCCCUUUGUGUGCGGCUUUCUCCUCCCUGGCAUUCUACCCUGUGAACUCUACUUACUUGGGCUCCCAGGACUCACCUCCUCACCUCAGGGAGUUAGACUGCUGGCCUCCACUCCAUCCUCGUGCCACAGCCUGGAAAACUUUUCCAGGCUGUAAGUUGGAGCAAUUGUAUGGCUCACCUGGUUUGUUUUCCACCUCUCAUGGACCAUUGCUCUUCAUCGCCUAUGUCCGAUGCCUUGAGGGCCGUUUCAUAAAUUUUGUCAAUUUUUUUUUAACUAUUUAGAAGUUUAUAAUAAUUGUUUUGACGUAAAUGUACUAGCUUUCACAAUCAUUAUUAUUGAUGAAAUUCACUCUAGCGAUAAUAUACAUACUUCAGCUGACACAAUGUUUCAACAUGUAAAGCACAUAAGAAUUUCUUGCUACAAUUAUGUUUAGAAUGCUUACCUAUAUUAUAAAAUGAAUAUUAAAAUAUUAGCGAUGAUAUCUUUCUGAUUAGAUAUAAUAACUUGCAAGAUUUCCUGACCAACAAUCACACACAAUUUCAGAGAGGCCAGAAACAGUGAGAAAAUAGAUAUUUGUCUCUUUGGGUUUUUAAAGGUCAAGGUUGAAUCCAAGGUAAGUAGAAAAUAUUGAAUAUGAGGCUAAAACUGAAUUUUGGCACGACACACACAUAUUAGGUAGGUAGGUAGAUACAGAUGGAUAGACUGUCCUAGUUUCCCUUUUUUUCUUUUAGUAAUUGAAUUUUAUUUUAAGAUCAAAGCUAAACGUACAGUUUCAAAAUUCAAAUAAAAGUAGCAAAACUUUAUGGAAAAAACAAAGCAGUUCUGCAGCACCAUGGUGAAGCAGCUGUCCUGCAGCUCCUUUCCCUUCACUUUGUGUGUCUACUUUCAGCACUUUCAAAUGGGCCUAUGUGCCAAAGGAGAUGCAGGACCUAACCUACAUGUACCAACAGGAGCCGUGAGAGUCUGUUGAACUGGGUGCUGAGGGUGUGGGAUGGGAAGCAGUUUGCAUUCAUAUAGGACAGAGAACAGUACUUGCCCACCCUCUAUCAUAAUAUAGUCUGAAGAGAUCUAGACCAUCUCAACCUUCCACAGAAUGUCACACUGACCUAUUACAUUCAUGACAUCAUUACUACUUGGGCCAGGUAAACAAUAAGUAGCUAGCAUAUUAUACUCCCAAGGAUAGGAAAUAAUCACUAAUAAGAACAAGCAACCUUUUACAUCAGUGAAAUUUUUAGAGUCCAGUGGUCUGCUUGAGUGUCAAGAUGUCUCCUUCGUAGUAAAGAACAAAUUUUUGCAUCUCACUCAUUUUAUCAAUAAUUGGCCACCAAGAAUGCACACCAAGCUCCAGGCUGCUUUGUGGGAAUUCAGAACUUGAGAAUUCUGCUCCGACUCAUAUACUGGGUGACUGGAAGGCUGCCAGUCUUCAGUGAGAUCCAGAGCACAUAAAGGCUCUGUAGCAGGUACAGGCUGCAGUGUAAUGAGCCCUAUUGCAUGGGCCAUUCAAUACAGGAGAUUCUACGGGACAAGAGUAUCUGUGAUAAGCAUAGCAGCCAUGGGAGUUUAUGGCAAGCUGCAACUGGAGGAUCGCAAGGUAGACUUCUAGGCUCUGUAGCAAAGCCAAAGCAUCUGCAGUGGAGAACCACACGUCAUUCAAAAAUGGCCCUUUGCAUGCUGAUGGGCCUUGGUAGGAACUGAGCAUCUCAUGGGACAUCAAGUAACCCUUCAUGAGCUAGGUUUUGUCAGACCCACCAAGUCGGUCCAUCAUAAGGUGGAAGCGGUACACCUGGGAUCGGUGACAAGUAGGGCCAGGGGAAAUGAAUAGGCAGAUGGUCCAGACUCCCGUAUCAUACAUAUAACACUUGAACCAGGGUCCCUCCCUCAGUUCACAACUGCGGCUGCUUGAAAGGCUCUUUUGUCUAGCUGAUUCAGGACAAAAAAGCCCAAGCUAAGUUCACCAGUGGGUUUAUUGGAAUAUGGGUUCAAAACUAAAAUAGACUUCUGCCCUACAGCCCAAAUCAGGAGUGCUGUUAAAAGGUGAAUUCUCCAAAAAGGCAGAAUUUGGGGCAGUAUUCCUGGUCAUCCACUUUGUGUGGAAAAAGUAGUGGCUUGAAGUAAGAAUAUAUCUUCUUGGAAGGUGGCAAAUAAGUUGGCUAGAUGAUCAGGGGCCUGGCAUGAAAAAGAUUAGAUCAGGGACAGGGAAGCCUGGAGAAGAAGCAGUGGAGAAAUCUGCGGGAUUCGGCACAUGAGUAAAGAACUUUGUGUUGUAUAACAACGCCUACCAGGAUAAUCCACCACAGAACAGGCACUCAACAACCAGGUAAACAGAUUUGGCCAGUCCUUCAGCAACCGCAGCCACCAGCUGUCCCAGUACUGGCACAAUGGGCUCAUGUACAUUGUCAUGUCCCAGGGAUGCAGGUGAGCAAGAGGCCAACAGCACGGCUUCCACUCACCAAGUGGCCACUCCCUCAUGUUCAGCACUGAGCCCUUGAUACAAUAGCAUCCCUCAAGGAAACCAAGCAGCUACUUGGUAGCAAGUUGAUUACAUUGGGCACCUAUCCUGGAAGGACAGUGACUGACCUUUACUAGAAUCUUCCUGUCUCCAGGUAUGAGUUUGCCUUUCCUGUCCACAAGAUGUUGGCUAGACUACUUGUCCAAGGGUUUGAUCCAUCAAUAUGUAUCCUGCAUAAUAUUGCCUUUGACGUAGGGACCUACUUUACAGCAAAGGACUGUUUCAUGACCAUGGGGUUCACUGGUCCUAUCACAUACUCCAGAACCUAGAAAAUGCUCGCCCGGUGGAGUGGUGAAAAAUCCUUUUGAAACUUCAGCAAAAGCUUGGAAGGUGUGAAGAUGGGAUGCCGUCCCCCAGGACUCAGUAUACUAAAUCAAACUCAUUAUAUAGUGCCAUGUCCAGUAUAGAGAGAAAAUGCAAGUCUGGGAAUGAAAAGGUAGAAAUAGAAUUCCCCUUGUAGGCUAAAUAAUGGCCCCCAAAUACGUCCGUGUCCUAAUACCCAGAACCUGUGAAUAUGUGAUCUUACAUGGUAAAAGGGACUUGGCAGGUGUGAUUAAGAUGGGGAGAAUAGCCUUGAUGAUCCAGGUGGACCCAAUAUAAUCUCAGAGGUCCUUGUAAGAGGGAGAUGGGAGCAAGUAGUAGGAGAUCUGAUGACCAAAGCAGGAUGGAGUGAUGUAAGGAAGAGACCAUGAGCCAAGGAAUGUAGGCAGAGCCUCCAGAAACUGAAAAAGGCAAAUGGAUUCUCUCCCAAAGCCUUCAGGAGAAACGCAGCCUUGCUGACACCUUGAUUUUAGAUUUCUGAUCGCCAUAAUUUAAGAGAAUAAAUGUGUUGUUUUAAACCACUAAGUUUGUGGUAAUUUAUUAUAGCAGCAGUAGGAAAUUAAUACACCCACUUUCUGUCUCCACUGAUCAUGUGCUUCCCAUCCCCACAACUCUGCUCUAGAGCAACGCUCCCCAACCUUUUUGGCACCAGGGACCGGUGUCGUGGAAGACAGUUUUUCCACGGACGGGGGGGAAGGUUCAGGCGGUAAUGAGAGCGAUGCAGAGAGGCGGAUGAAACUUGCUCACUCGCCAGCCGCUCACCUGCUGUGCGGCCCGGUUCCGAACAGGCCCGGGGGAUGGGGACCCCGGCUCUAGAGGGCUGCUUCCUAUCAGGGGAACUGUUUCAUCAGGAGACACAAUUAAUAGAUCCAUUAAACUUUAACCUACUGAGGUUUCCCAGUAAUUUGAGGCUCCUUGUGCCAAGAGGCCAGCAGACAAGAACGAAUCACCAUCCUGGCUGGAGUAAUUGAACCUGAUCAGGAGGAAGUGGAGUUACUGACAAUGCGGGCAGAAAGGAAUGUACUUCACACUCAUUGCGUCCGCUAGGCUGUCUCUUUGAUACUUCCCUACCCUAUAUCAGGAGUAAAAUGGGCAACUUCCAAAAUGGCAGAAUAAGGACCUCCAAAAACUGGCUCUUCCAUAAAAAGCAAUGAGAACACUGGCAAAAAUUGUCAAAAUCAACCUUUUCAGAAUUCUAGAAACUAAAGGCUUGCGACAAUCUAAGGAGCAUUCAUUCAAGAAAAACAGCUAAGUCUUGAUUAAAAAGGAAAGGUUCUGGCAUUUUAACUUGCUCUAUUCCCAGCCCCUCACUUAUAAUACAAUGUUAAAUUGUUCCUAAUUUUAGGGAGAAUGCCUGUACUGUGUUUGACCAUUAAGUUAUAUGCUGUCCUUAGGUAGUAUCCAUAGAGUCCCAUUAUAGUGCUGUUUUUAAAAAAAUCAUCCUUUUUCCACUGCACUGUAGUGUCACUUUUAUGAUAAAUCAGGUGAUUGUAUAUGUGUGGGUCUAUUUCUAGACUUUCUCUUCUGUUCCAUGGGUCAGUUUUUCUAUCCAUGUACCACCAAUACCAUCUUGUCUAAAUUAGAGCCUUAGAAUAAGUCCUGAUAUGAUACUGUAAAUCAUUCAACUUUAUUCUUUAAGAUUGCGUUAGUUAUUCUUGAUCUUUUGCAUUUUCUUACGGAUUUUAAAAUCAGCUUGUCAAUUUUUUGAAAAAAAGUCCUGCUGAGAUUUUUUUUGGGGGGAGGAAUUACAUUGAACCCAUAAGGUAAAGUUGACAUCUUUGCAAUAUUGCAUCUUUCACCUUGAAGCUUUUGUUCUACUCAUUUGGGUGUAGCUAUGAAAUGAGAAGUGGUUAUCAGAAGCCUGGAUGACAGGAUCCCGUCCAGGGUGAAGGAUCCUGUAUUUCCCGUCUGUCAGAGGGAUACUAUAUCCAUCUUCUCUAGGCUCCCUGCCUUGACAGAUGUUUUUAACUUAGUAUUACUUGUACUCUUCCUCUCAGCAGUAUCUAAUCCCUCAGAUUAUUCUUAACCAUCACCUUAGAUGACUAACAUAUUUGAGCCUAUCAUAUAUUUAUAUCCUAAUAUAAAUUCAGUACCACUGAAUGGUUAUCACAUAUAACAACCCACACUAAUAAACAGUAUCUUCACAGUACUAACACAGUAUGUAUCAUAGGGGUUCCAAUGAGUAUUUCUCCUAAAAUCUGUUUACCAUAUACCAUACUAAGUACCUAAAACAUGUUGUUUUAAUUUGUGUAACAAGCAUGAGCAAUUACUUGCAGAGGAUCAGAUCUUAGGCUGUGGAAUCUUAAAAGUGUGAGUUAGAAACCUGCCACUCUUAAUUGCCUGUGUCCUUGGACAGGUUUGUGGAGGAUUAAAUUGGAUAAUACAUGUUAUAUGUUUUGUAUCUUAUCUGACAUUAUUAACCUCUUUUUCUCUUUUUCCCAGAUGAGGAUACUGAAGAUUAGAGCUUAAGUACAUUGUCUAGAGACAGAGAACUAGUGAGAAGCAGAAGUGGGUAUAUUUGUAUCCAGUAUUGUUCUGAUCUUGUCACAGCGAUCACUUUUCAAGUUUUACAUGUACAGCUCAGCCUUUCUAUUAGCUGCAACUUCAGUGUUGGUAAAUUAUUAUGCUGCUUUGCACAUUGACUUCUAUGGUGCCUACAACACAUCAGCUUUUGGAAUUGAGCUGCUUCCUCGAAAAGGGCCCUCGCUGUGGAUGGCACUCAUCGUUCUACAGCUAACAUUUGGAAUUGGAUACAUUACACUACUCCAAAUUCAUUCCGUCUAUUCACAGUUAAUUAUUUUGGAUCUCUUGGUUCCUGUAAUAGGCUUAAUCACAGAGCUACCAUUACACAUCCGAGAGACUUUAGUUUUUACCUCUUCCUUGAUUCUCACGUUAAAUACAGUGCUUGUCUUGGCAGUGAAACUUAAGUGGUUUUAUUAUUCCACAAGAUACGUUUAUCUUUUAGUAAGGCACAUGUAUCGAAUUUAUGGAUUACAGUUAUUAAUGGAGGACACAUGGAAGAGGAUUCGUUUCCCAGCUGUACUGAGAGUCUUUUGGCUAACAAGAAUUACAGCUCAGGCUACGGUAUUAAUGUACAUUUUAAGGAUGGCAAAUGAAACUGAUUCCUUCGUUAUUUCUUGGGAUGAUUUCUGGGACCUCAUUUGUAAUCUUAUAAUUAGUGGAUGUGAUUCUACACUCACUGUACUGGGCAUGAGUGCUGUAAUUUCCUCAAUAGCCCAUUAUUUGGGUCUUGGAAUAUUGGCCUUUAUUGGAUCAACUGAAGAAGAUGACAGGCGGCUUGGCUUUGUAGCACCUGUUUUAUUUUUUAUUUUGGCUCUUCAGACUGGUUUAAGUGGGCUAAGACCAGAAGAGAGACUUAUUCGCUUAAGUAGAAACAUGUGCCUUUUAUUAACAGCAGUCCUGCAUUUCAUCCACGGAAUGACAGACCCUGUAUUAAUGUCUCUCAGUGCCUCUCAUGUGUCAUCUUUUCGUAGACAUUUUCCUGUGCUCUUUGUCUCUGCUUGCCUGUUUAUUCUUCCUGUUAUACUCAGUUACGUUCUUUGGCAUCACUAUGCACUAAAUACAUGGUUGUUUGCAGUUACAGCCUUUUGUGUGGAACUCUGCUUAAAAGUAAUUGUUUCUCUCACUGUUUAUACGUUAUUCAUGAUUGAUGGCUACUAUAAUGUCCUCUGGGAAAAGCUUGAUGAUUAUGUCUACUAUGUUCGUUCAACAGGCAAUAUUAUUGAAUUUGUAUUUGGAGUGGUAAUGUUUGGAAAUGGGGCUUAUACUAUGAUGUUUGAGUCAGGAAGUAAAAUUCGGGCUUGUAUGAUGUGCUUACAUGCCUAUUUUAACAUCUAUUUACAAGCAAAAAAUGGCUGGAAGACAUUCAUGAAUCGUAGAACUGCUGUAAAAAAAAUUAAUUCACUUCCUGAAAUAAAAGGGAGCCGCCUACAAGAAAUAGAUGAUGUAUGUGCAAUCUGCUAUCAUGAGUUUACAACAUCUGCUCGUAUUACACCAUGUAAUCAUUAUUUCCAUGCACUUUGCCUUCGGAAAUGGCUGUACAUUCAAGAUACUUGUCCGAUGUGCCAUCAAAAAGUGUACAUUGAAGAUGAUACCAAGGAUAAUUCAAAUAUAUCUAACAACAAUGGAUUUAUCGCACCCAAUGAAAAUCCAGAGGAAGCUGUAAGAGAAGCUGCUGCUGAAUCUGACAGGGAAUUGAAUGACGACAGUUCAGACUGUGAUGACGACGCUCAAAGAGAAAGAAAUGGAGUGAUUCAGCACACAGGCACAGCAGCUGAAGAACUGAUUAAUGAUGAUACUGAUUAAAAUAGCAUUUACUAAUCAUUGAGGUAUUUGUUUAAAAUUCAGUUCAUCCAAAAUGGAGUAAUAUGCUUCACUUCAGUGUGUAACCAAGCACAAAAACAGUAUCAAUGUUGAAUCUGUGAAUGGUUUUCCGUUUACUGUGAUGUGCUACUGUAAAUAUACCUCUUCAAUUACUUCUGGUCUCUUUGGUGACCUAUUUAAAUUUGUGUACAUUAUUGUACAUAGAAUAAAAUUUUCACAUUUUUAUGACAAA